Messenger RNA from Vicia faba (fava bean), 1422 nucleotides. The record is from the annotation of a GenBank genome assembly. NCBI's taxonomy places the organism in Eukaryota, Viridiplantae, Streptophyta, Magnoliopsida, Fabales, Fabaceae.
AUGUUGGAUCUCAAUCUCAACGCUGAUUCCGGUUUCAACAACCACACUCUUCCACUCUCCGCCGCGCAAAUGGAAAGCUCCGGCAGCUUUGAUUCCUCCGUCGUCAACGCCGCCGACACUGAAGAUUCAUGCUCGUACGGCGAAGCCUACGCUUACAACUUCGCAAUACUCAACAACAACGAUACCAUCUCCGGUGAGCUUCAACAUUCUGGCGCCGGAGAGGCUGGUGUGCGGACAAUUCAGCUUUUUCCUGCUAAUGAAUCGGGAAUCUCGCCGUCGGAUGGUAGAAACUGGAUGAGUUUCUCGUCGGAUCAUCACGGUGGCGUGCCGGAGCAGAUGGUUGUUGCUCCACGGCCACAGCAGGUGAAGAAGAGUCGCCGUGGACCGAGGUCGCGGAGUUCGCAGUAUCGCGGCGUUACUUUCUACCGGAGAACGGGAAGAUGGGAAUCGCAUAUUUGGGAUUGUGGAAAACAAGUUUACUUAGGUGGAUUUGACACCGCGCAUGCUGCAGCAAGAGCUUAUGAUCGAGCUGCGAUCAAGUUUCGUGGUGUUGAUGCUGAUAUUAAUUUCAAUGUGAGCGAUUACGAUGAAGAUAUAAAGCAGAUGAGUAACUUUACCAAGGAAGAGUUUGUGCAUAUUCUGCGUAGACAGAGCACUGGUUUCUCGAGGGGAAGCUCCAAAUACAGGGGAGUUACUCUGCAUAAAUGUGGGCGAUGGGAAGCUCGCAUGGGACAGUUUCUUGGGAAGAAGUAUAUAUAUCUUGGUCUAUUCGAUAGUGAGCUAGACGCAGCAAGAGCUUAUGAUAAGGCUGCUAUAAAAUGCAAUGGAAGAGAAGCAGUUACAAAUUUUGAGGCCAGCUCUUACGAAAGAGAGUUAGUUUCCCAGUGUGAUAAUGAAGAUAGCAAGCAGAAUCUUGAUCUGAACUUGGGUAUAGCCCCUCCUGCUAACUCUGAUGUUCCAAUGAUGAACAUGCACCAACAUGGAAGUGGUUUACAAGUUCAGCGUAGUUGGGAUGAUAUGCCUGUUGAUAAGAGUGCUAUGUUUGAGGACUCUGGGUCCAGAUCAAUCAAUACUCAGCCACCUUAUGGCUUCUCCAUAGCUUCUGAGCAUCAACCUUCAUUUUGGAAUGGUACCAAUUACUUUCCCAUGUGUAAGGAAAGAGCACUAGAGAAUACGAUGGAAGCUGGUGGUCCCGUUCCAAAUUGGGCAUGGCAACUCCAAAGUCCUUAUAAUAACGGGUCAACUUUGAUUCCACCUAAUUUCUCUGCUGCAGCAUCAUCAGGAUUCCCUUCAUCAGCCACAAUACCAUCAGCUGCGGAUAGUAGUCAACUUCAUUUUCCAAACAUGGCAUACCUCCACCCUCAUUUUCCUCCUCCAAUGACCAACUCCAGCACCAUACCCCCCUUCUACUGCAGGAGCUGA